This is a messenger RNA of Equus quagga, 2339 nucleotides long. RefSeq names its product C-type lectin domain family 1 member B (gene CLEC1B). Lineage: Eukaryota; Metazoa; Chordata; Mammalia; Perissodactyla; Equidae. The record is from RefSeq and is a predicted model, not a curated record. Bases 86 to 772 code for a protein of 228 amino acids. The transcript has 6 exons.
CAGACAUUGAAAUCAUAAGAGUGGACACUAACUACAUUUUGCAAAGUCAUUGAACCUUGAGCUCACUUGUAGUCAAAGGAAAGUCAUGCAAGAUGAAGAUGGAUACAUGACCUUAAAUAUUGAAACUCGAAAACCGACUCUCACCUCAGUUGACCCUGCUUCCUCAUCUUUGUGGCGUGUGAUGGCUUUGAUUCUGCUGGUCUUGUGCGCGGGGAUGGUUGUUGGGCUGGUGGCUCUGGGGAUCAUGUCUGUCACACAGCAAAACUACCUACAAGCUGAAAAUGAAAAUCUCUCAAGAACUCUGCAACAAUUAGCAAAGAAGUUUUGCCAAAAUUUAAUAAGACAAUUGGGAAAAAAGGACAAUUUAAGCCAUAAAUGCAGCCCGUGUGACACAAACUGGAGAUAUUACGGAGAUAAUUGCUAUGGAUUCUUCAGGCACAACUUGACAUGGGAAGACAGUAAGUGGUACUGUAUUGAUCAGAAUGCUACUCUUGUGAAGAUCGCCAACCAGAGCGUUUUGGAAUAUAUCAAAAGCAGGACAUCAUUAAUCCGUUGGGUUGGAUUGUCCCGACUGAACUCUAACAACAUGUGGUUGUGGGAAGAUGGUUCAGUUCCUUCCGAAAAUGUGUUUGAGCAUUCUGGAAAUGAAGGAGAAAAUAUGGAUUGUGCUUAUUUUCAUAGUGGGAAAAUUCACCCUACCUUCUGUAAAAACAAAUAUUAUUUAAUGUGUGAGAGGAAGGCUGGGUUGGCGAAGGUGGAUGAACUACUUUAAUGCAAAGAGAUAGGCAGGAUAUCACACACAUGUGCUUGAUUAUACAAUAAAAGACCUGGACGCAGAAAUGACUAGCCAUAAAAUUGAUUAUUUCUCCCUUUAUUCCCCUUGAAGUCAUCCUUACAUUAUCUUUCCGACCAACACUACUUAGUCCCAUCUUUAUAUAUCCCUUUAUACUAACGGAUAACUUAGUCUCUUCUUUACACAUCCAGAAGCUAGUCUGCGAGUUGAUCAUUUGUUUCCCAAUUGUUCUAUUUCCAUCAAUUUUCUUCUUGUCUUUUUUUUCUAGUUGAAAUUUUAUUUCACUUACAUAUUUAUUUUAGAUGAACUGACGUUUUUAUGAUAAGAAGUUAUCCUUUUCUAACUAACUCACUACGUUCUUUCUUUUCUUUGUUAUUUUUUCAAUUGAAGUCACAUUGGCUUAUAACAUUGUCUCAAUUUCAGGUGUGCAUUAUUAUAUUUCAGUUUCUGUAUAGUUGCAUCAUGUUCACCACCCACAGUCUAGUUUUCAUCCGUCACCAUACAUGUGUGUCCCUUUAUUACUUUCGGCCUCUCCCACACUCUCUUCCUGUCUUUUAUUCCUAAUUAUCUCAACAUAGUAUGACUCACUGCAUGUUCAGAAGAAACAUAUAAAUUUAAAAUUGGAGCAAGAAAAGGUAGGGCUUAAUGGACUUAAGCUGGGGAUAAUAUCUAAGUUUGAAAACUAUGCAAAAUAUCUAAGUUUGAAAGACAGCAUAAGGUAGUGGAAAGAAUACUAAACUUGGAGUCAGUAGAAUAAUUUGUAUGCUAUGAUCACUUAUCUAAAGUACACCAUGGACCAGUCAUGUAGCCUCUUUAGCUACCAUUCUCUCCUAUUUCACAUAGGGUAACACUUACGUCUUUCACAGUUCUACAACUGAAAACAAAACUUCAGAGUAUUAACUAGACCAAAGUCCAUUAAGGCAGACACCACGACUUUCCUAUUGGCUGUUAAAUGCCCAGCACCAAGCACAGUUCCCGACUCAGAGCAAACAGAAAAAUAUUGGUUUCUCAUUGUGUGAGAUAAUUCAUUGAAAAGCUCUGCAAUCAGUAAAAUACUAUACAAAUGUAACUUCUAUUCCAAAUCUACCUCUGGUCAAACUCAACAGCAGUAAUUUUCUGUGCAAAAGAAGAAAAAUAAAGUUUCUAACAAACCUGAUGGAAUUGAAAAUGAGUAAAUGCUUCUUAACAAGGCCCAUAGGCUAGCAGAGGGAACAGCAAGUAAAAAUGCUUUAUCUAGUUCUUUUCCUGACAGUUCUGUGCUUGGUUUUUGCUGAGCAACUCAGGAAGCAUUUAUAGAACAUGUGGAGAGGCACCCUUUAGCAGGAUAACAGGAAAAAUUGCAUUUCUUUCCCACAGCUUCCCCGAAGGUGCUCUUUUUUCUUAAAUUAGUGGUAAUAAAGUGUAUGAAUGAUUCUCAAACAUCUCAGCUGAGGUGUUGUUAAAACAUGCAGAUGUUCAAAUACAAAUACUUAUGGUAUUCAGUUGGAAGGCUGAGGAGACACAAAAACCUUUUAGCAAGCACCCCCUCUUGAUUCUGAUAUGAACA